GCCGGACUUCCGAGGGGACGGGCGGAGAAGGCAGCGGUCAUGGCUCGGGCGGCUCCUCCGGGCGCCUUGGAGCGCCUCCUGCAUUUACUCCGUCCUGCCUUUGCCCCCAAAGUGUGGGUCUGUGUCUUCCAGGUCCAGGAUGAAUAAGAAACAGACAAAGCCACCGACCCCAGCGGCCCCAAAGAGAACUGGCAGUGCAUCCAGAGGUUUUGUGACCAGGUCAACAGUGCAGAGGCCGACGGGUGAGAGGAAGGCAGCUGUGGAUGGUGGGAGAGGAAACGCCAAGUGGAUGCCCCUCCACAGCUCUCCGGUUGCUGGAGCAUAAGAUCCAGUCGCCGCAGGAGGCCGAAGCGCUCCAAGCCCUGACCGUCCUGGAGAUGUGUGUGAACAACUGCGGUGAGAACUUCCAUCACGAAAUGGGGAAGUUCCGCUUUUUGAACGGUUUGAUCAAAGUCCUUUCCCCGAAGUACCUGGGUGAGUGGUCCACAGAGAGAGUCAAGUCUCGCAUCAUGGAGAUCCUCUUCAGUUGGACUGUGUGGUUUCCUCAGGAAGUGAAAAUCCGGGACGCUUAUCAGAUGCUGAAGAAACAAGGAAUCAUAAAGCAAGACCCCAAAUUACCAGAGGACAAAAUCCUGCCUCCUCCUUCCCUAAGGCCAACUGGGUCUAUUUUUGAUGCUGAUAAUGAGAAAUCCCAGCUUUUAGCCAGGCUCUUGAAAAGCAAAAAGCCUGACGAUUUGCAGGUGGCCAACAGGCUGAUCAAAGGGCUGAUCAAAGAGGAGCAGGAGAAGUCCGCCAAAGUGUCCAGGCGCAUGAGUGCCAUCAAGGAGGCCCACAGCAGUGCCAUGGCCCUGGAGGAGAUACUGAGCAGAUUCAGGGCAAAGGAGGGAGACUCCUGCCCCAAACCAGCCCUGGAGGCUCUGCAGGAUAUGCGUGCCAAGUGCGAGAAGCUGAAGCCCCUGAUGUUCCGAGUGGCAAGCGAGACUGUGGAGGAUGAAGAGGCUUUGGCUGAGAUUCUCCGUGCAAACGACCUACUCCUUCAAGGACUCACUUUGUAUGAGCAGGUUGUGGGCCCGACCUCUGCUGAGGCUGCAGCUGCGCCUCCGGACAGCAGAAAGAGCCUCCCAUUAAUUGAUUUCUCUGAACUGGAUCCUUCAUCCCAAAUUCCCACACCAGCAGCAUUGCAGGGGAACCCAGACUCCUCUGGUGACCGUGUCCCAUCCUCCCCAUCUGCCCAUUCACUGGAUGAGGAGCUGAUGUCAGACCUUCCCAACAGCCCUGUGGCCAGCAGGGCCUCCAAAGCACCACCAUCCCAGCCACCCUGCAGCAGUUCCUUGGCUGCGCUUUUCAUCCCGCUGGAUUCAAUUACUCUGAGCGUCAUUCCACCCGUCACCGUCUUCGAGUGGGGCGGCCUGAAGGCCAUGCUCCACUUCUCCCAGGACCGUGUUCCUAGUCACCCGGCCAUCAAGGUGCUGGUGCUCUCCCUGCUUAGCAUGUCUCCUCACCCUGUCCUGGGCAUCCUCUUCCAGGCUGCUGUGCCCAAGUCUAUGGCCAUCAAGCUUCAGCCGGCCACAGGUUCAGAGCUUCCAGCCUUCAACCCUCUUCUGCCCCCAGCAGUGAUCUUCCAAGUCUUGCUGCUGAACAACCCUCAAAAGGCUCCUUUGCGGCUGAGAUACAGGCUCCUAUUCACUCAGAAUGGACAGACCCACGACGAACUCGGGGAGGUGACCAGUUUCCCCCAUGAAGACCUCUGGCCUUUGAGCUGAAGGGGGCAGUCGGUGGCUGCUUGCCUGGAUGCCCACGAACAUCGCCUUGGAUUGGGCUUGGCCUCCCCUGUGGACUUUGUUCCCAGAUGUUCACUCCAGUGUUUUUGACUAUGGCUGUGCCUUCUUUCUGUAAAGCAAUCGGUGCAUUUUGAUAAAAACAUAACCUUAUCUAAA
Messenger RNA from Sceloporus undulatus (fence lizard), 1937 nucleotides. RefSeq names its product golgi associated, gamma adaptin ear containing, ARF binding protein 2 (gene GGA2). The transcript is spliced from 16 exons. Gene Ontology annotation, biological process: vesicle-mediated transport; intracellular protein transport. Gene Ontology annotation, molecular function: small GTPase binding; ubiquitin binding; phosphatidylinositol binding. NCBI's taxonomy places the organism in Eukaryota, Metazoa, Chordata, Lepidosauria, Squamata, Phrynosomatidae. Gene Ontology annotation, cellular component: trans-Golgi network. The record is from RefSeq and is a predicted model, not a curated record. The coding region runs from base 264 to 1763 and encodes 499 amino acids.